Messenger RNA from Chaetomium strumarium, 2220 nucleotides. Its product is annotated as peroxisomal biogenesis factor 11-domain-containing protein. The transcript is spliced from 5 exons. Gene Ontology annotation, biological process: peroxisome fission; polyketide biosynthetic process. The record is from RefSeq and is a predicted model, not a curated record. Gene Ontology annotation, cellular component: peroxisomal membrane. NCBI's taxonomy places the organism in Eukaryota, Fungi, Ascomycota, Sordariomycetes, Sordariales, Chaetomiaceae. Gene Ontology annotation, molecular function: acyltransferase activity, transferring groups other than amino-acyl groups. Bases 1 to 2220 code for a protein of 739 amino acids.
AUGGUCGCCGAUGCUCUCAUUUACCACCCGGCAGUUUCGCACUACCUCAAAUACGUCGCCACCACCGUCGGUCGCGACAAGCUCCUCCGCACACUGCAGUACUUUGCGCGCUUCUACGCCUGGUACCUGCUCCGCACCAACCGCCCGCAGACCUCAAUCCAGCCAUGGGAGGCCAUGAAGAAGCAGUUCGGCCUCGUCCGCAAGGUGCUCCGCGCGGGCAAGAACGUCGAACACUUCAAGGCGGCCGCCGUCGCCGCCGACGCCAAGACCAUGGACCCGGUCCUACGCUAUACCACCGUGGGCAGGCAGCUGGGCUAUGCGGGUUAUCUAUCGAUGGACCUGUUGACGCUCCUGGAUGCGACGGGCAUCAAGAAGAGUCCCAACGCGAAGCGGUUCCAGCAGGAGGCGUACCGCUUCUGGGCCGUCGGCCUUGCCUGCAGCGUGCUCGGCCAGCUGUAUACGCAAUACCAGCUGCGGCAGCGCGAGGCGAGGGUUGAUCGGAAGGAGGGCGAGGGCGUGCUGGAGAGCAAGAGAAUCGCGAUAGAGCGGACGGCCAGCCGGCUUCAGCUUACUUCGGACCUCUGCGAUCUGACGGUGCCGCUCUCGGCGCUCAACUGGGUCGCCUUCGACGACGGCAUUGUCGGCCUAGCGGGCACGCUCAGCAGUUUGAUUGGCGUUUACCUGCAGUGGAAGAAGACGGCGGCGAUACAGAAAUGCUUUAUUACAAGGCCAUCGUGGACACCGGCCAAUUCAAUGAAACCAAACUACGUGGUUUAUAUGGCCUCCCCAGCGGAGUUCGAGGAUCUAGGUCUUGCGGUGCUUGGGGUGGCAGCCGAGUACCCUCCGCACUCGCUCAAGCCCAGCUCGCUCGAGGUGCUGAGCAAGCGUUUCUACCCAGACUCGCCCGCCAUGCAGAAGGUUCUCUCCAUCAACCGGUACACGGGCAUCGAUCAGCGUUCCUCCAUAGGCACACCAGACCACCCCCUCGUAAACGAUGCCAAUCCCCCUUCUAUCACCGAUCUCCACAACGCAUUCAUGGAGUACGGCGUCCCACUGGCGGUCAAUGCUGCACGGAAAGCCCUCACUGAAGCUCAUGUGGACGCGGGGCAGGUCACGCACAUGGUGUCGACCACGUGCACGAACUCGGCGAACCCAGGAUACGACCACUUCGUGGCGAAAGAGCUUGGGCUCAGCCCCAAUCUCGAGAAGGUCCUCCUCCACGGCGUGGGAUGCAGCGGUGGGCUCGCCGCCCUGCGGACAGCCGCCGAUCUGUGCCUGGGCCACACCAUGCGGCGGAAGCCGGCGCGGAUCCUGGUUGUCGCGCUCGAGAUCAGCACCACACUCGUCCGGAGCGAGCUCGAGAGCAUCAACGCCCUCCAAGAAACCCGCAUCGGGGUCGCCCUCUUCAGCGACUGCGCCGGCGCCCUCGUCUUGUCCAACAACAUCCACCCCCCUUCCCAUGACCCAGAGGUUCCGCCGCCGCCACCGCCGAUCUACACUCUGCUAGGCUGGCACCAUCACACCAUCCCCGAGACCGAGUCCGACCUGGGCUUCGACGUGGACCCGCUCGGCUGGAAAGUCGUGCUCUCCCCGCGCGUGCCCGCGUUGACCCAGUCCGUCCUCUCGUCCACAUUCACCUCCCUCAUGUCCACCGUGGGCCCGCUCUACCAGGCGCCGCCCGCCGAUUUCGACUGGGCCAUGCACCCCGGCGGCGCCACCAUCCUCUCGGGCGCCGAAAGGGUGCUGGGCAUCACGCCCGAGCACAUGCGCGCCAGCUACGACACGUACAUCAACCACGGCAACAGCAGCUCGGCCACCAUCCUGAGCGUGCUGGACCGCUUGCGCAUGAAGGACAUGGAUGCGCUGGCGCCGGGCGGCAAGGCGAAGGAGUAUGUGGUGGGGUGUGCGUUCGGGCCCGGGAUCUCGGUGGAGAUGUGCCUGCUGCGGAGAAACCUGGGCGGCGGCGGCGGGCUGAAGUCGCCGCGGCCCGGUAUGGAGACGCCGCCUGAGACGGAGAGUGAAGGGGGUGGGGCCAGCGAGGACGGCGAUGGGGAUGUGGGAAGCGAGGGUGGUGAGAUGCUGGGAUUGUCUGAGGAAGAGGCAGGCGUGGAGCAAAGGUGGCAAGAGGAUGGGGAUGAGGCACGAUCAGUAAGGGGGCGCGUGCGGGCAGACGAAGAAACAUUUAUAAGCCAGGCGUUGGAGGGCGUUGAGCUGGACUGA